Molecule: messenger RNA, 1167 nt
Organism: Haemorhous mexicanus (house finch)
Lineage: Eukaryota; Metazoa; Chordata; Aves; Passeriformes; Fringillidae
Gene: NDUFAF3
Product: NADH:ubiquinone oxidoreductase complex assembly factor 3
Exons: 5
Coding region: 365-781 (138 amino acids)
Biological process (GO): mitochondrial respiratory chain complex I assembly
Cellular component (GO): mitochondrial inner membrane
Source: RefSeq, a predicted model, not a curated record
CGAGGGAGGGCACCUGCCCCGGCACCUGCGCCUAGAGGCGGCACGGCCCGGCCCGGCCCCGCCGCUGCCAGCGUCUCGGGCCCCCCACCCCGGCGAGGAGCCCUCGGCAACGCCACGGGAGGAACUCAAACGGCGUGGGGAACCCCACCGGCCCCGUGCGGAGCUCCCGCGGUGUUGCCCGGGGAUCCCUGGGACCCUGCGCUGGCCAAGGCUGUCGGCUGUGGGAAUUCCUGAUGCCUCCGACACGGCACGGUGGCGGGAAAUGCUCCGCCGCCACUGCAAGCGAGCUUCCCCUACGGCUGGCCCCGGGGGGUGACAUAGAGCGCCGUGCCGGGGUCACCGGCUCACUCCGGCGGAUGAUGAGAUGUACCAGCGGACACGGGUGAUGGUGCUGGAGCCGGAGUCCCCCAACAUCAUGUUCAUCGAGGGCUACAGCACCCGCGGCUUCACCAUCAGCGGAGACCUGGUGGUGGGGCCCUGCGCCGUCCUGCCCCGCAGCAUCCUCCAGUGGAACGUUGGCUCCCACCGGGACAUCUCGCUCGAGAGUCUGUCGCUGUUCCGGCUGCUGGAGCCUCAGAUAGAGAUCCUGGUGCUUGGCACAGGGGACAGGGUGGAGCGGCUGCACCCUACCAUGGUGAAGCAGAUGCGGGAGUGCGGGAUUGCUGUGGAGGUGCAGGACACGGUAAGGGCGAAUGCAUGUGCAACCUUCAACUUCCUAAUGAAUGAAAGGCGUGUGGUGGCUGCUGGGCUCAUCCCCCCGCGGGGCACCUACGGGGUGUAGGCACUGCCUGCCAUGCCCAUGGGCUGAGUGGUUCCUCCCCUGCCUGCCUGAAGCCCCCGACAGUCACUGCUCCAUAGUGAACUGUGGAGCUGUCGGCUCAGUGAUGGCUCUGCACACAGGAGGGAUGUGAAAUACAUGGGCUUAGCUCUUCCCUGCAGUCCCUGACUUCUUGGCCUCCCUGCCCAGUCUGGGCUGGAGACUGUGGGGCACAGCACAAGGCUUUGCUGGCAGCACUGCUCCCACAGCCCUGCCAAGGUCAUGCCCCACACCUUGGCAGCAAGAAGCUUCACCUGAGGGAGGGUGAAGGCUGGUGGGGUGAGCUGUACAUCCCCAGGCACACCUGGAGCUCCACGAGGAAAAUAUAUGUAAAUGGGAAGUACAAGAAA